Thermochaetoides thermophila DSM 1495 is the source of this 3789-nucleotide messenger RNA. RefSeq lists its product as uncharacterized. The transcript has 2 exons. Bases 1 to 3789 code for a protein of 1262 amino acids. Gene Ontology annotation, molecular function: protein binding; structural constituent of nuclear pore. Gene Ontology annotation, cellular component: nuclear pore. Lineage: Eukaryota; Fungi; Ascomycota; Sordariomycetes; Sordariales; Chaetomiaceae. The record is from RefSeq and is a predicted model, not a curated record.
AUGGCCUUCGACAACUUUGAAAUUCUUUACAAGGAGACGCGACUGAACCUCGAGCCCGCGUCGCCGUCUUCCGUCGUCCAGCUUCGAGUCGCGCCUACAAACGCCUACGGACGCUCGAGCUUAUCCUCAUCAUCCUCCUCCCGUCCUGCCAGCGCCACUGCCGACGACGAGAAGGGCUACCGCACCAAGAACCUCGCUACUGCCUCAUCUAUCUACUACCGCAAGCAUCACAGCUCUCCGCGCGGCUUCUUGUGGCGCGUCCUUGACAACAACACCGUCCUUAGCAUCCGCGUCGCCGAUGUCUGCAGACAAGAGAAGGUGGCCGAUGCGCCACUAAUCCUAAACCUCCGCUUCGCUUCCCCGCUGCGCCCGGCCUGUGUAGGCUUUGCCGACCACGAGGACCACGAUGCGCUCUUUGUCUACGCCAUCGACCAGAGCAACCAGCUGUGGUCCAUCAUACUGCGGCCGGACCACUUCCGCAAGAGGAGUGCGACUGAAGGAGGGCUGGGCGAUGCGAGCAGGGUGUAUUCGCCCCCCGGAUUUGGGUUCAAGCAUCCUCACAGGCUGGCGGUUGUCAGCCCCGAUCAGCUGAUCGUCACUAUGCACGAUGGCGGCAUCCUGAAGUUUGACCGAAACAAGAACCAUGAGUCACAUGGGUCACCAUGGAGAGAAUCGAUUUACAAUGUUGCCGGCUGGGGCCAAAGUCUACGAGGCUUGGUCCCCUUUCAGCGCAACCCAACCGUUCGGUAUGAAAAGAUUAACAUGGAGCUGACCGCAGCCGCGUCGACAGCCGUAACAACCAUGGGGCAUGCAGAAACCGCUUUUCUUUUCACCAUCUGCUUGGACCACAGAAUGAGAGUGUGGGACGUGCGAACUGGCCAGAUACUCUACACCGGCGACAUCUUGAACAACACCAAGCGCGACCCUCAGGAGGUCGGCAAGUGGACUGUUGACCCUUCACAGAAUAACUUGAUUAGGAUACUUGACAACGGCCGCGGGCAAUGCUUGGUUGUGACAUACUCGCCUGUCGGUGCUGGUGAAUUCAAGUUCUGGAAAGUUAAGGCGAACGAUCAGGGGUCGAUUCAUGUCACCGAUUGCUUUCCUGAUGCACGCUUGAUGUCUCCAAACCCAACAUCCCUCGAUGUAUGGACUCUGGCCGAUUUUGCCAUCGCACAGCAGCCAGACGGCCCGGAAUUGUGGGCGUUGUGGAAGAACAACACCAGCUAUCGGGUCAACAGACUGCAGAUUAUCCCUCGGAACGCCACGGCACCUUUCGCAGACGGUUGGAAGGCAGUGUGCGUCGAGAGUCCUGGCCCGACCCCGCGCGCAUCGGGCUCCUGGAACCCGACCGACUCGACGGAGAAGUGGCUGGACCUCAUCUUUUCUCCAGGCCGCUUCUCUAAGUCUACCUUGGAGACAGCCUUGGCGAUGUAUGAGAAAGGCCUUGGCACCUACAAGGAGACGGUCUCGAGGUCUGGUAAGGGCAUCGCUGAGUCCAUUUGCUCGGUCAUUGGCUCUACUACGACUCUGGAUCGGAGUUCGCAAGGUGGCGCCGACUACGACCAGUUCCGCAACACGAGCGAGACCCAAUGGAUGCGCUUCUGGCGCCUGCUGCUGGAGCUCGACAAGCAGAGAGGCGAGGCGUUGUCGCUGGUUUUCGACCAGUAUGACGGCAUGGUCUGGGUUACUUGUGCAGACUUGCUUGCUGCAGUUAGGCAAUGCAGCGACCUAGAACGCCUUUACCACAACCUUCAGUCCCCUGAGAAGAAGAACGAGGAUGUUGCUGCGCUGAUCUCGGCCGGCCUCACCUUUGUCGAGACCUUUUCGGACAGCAUGCACCAGCUGUGCAAGGCUGCCCUUAGGGCUGAAUUGUACGAAAACUCCGCCCUGUCGGACAGAGAACGCAUGCAGCUGUUCCUCGAUCGUGCGGGCUUUUGGGUCACAGAUGAGGACUGGGCCCAAGUGCUGGACAUCGUUGGGCAGAACUACCAGAUGGUUACCUCCAGGCUUUACGAAGAUCUCUUCGACUUAAUCACUGCCACCAGCGAGGCCAAUUCGCAAGAGCUCCGAGAGCCAUUCACAAUAUUUGGCAAGAAGGUGGUUGUCCGUGCUGUGCAAGAGACUGUCGAGCUCCACUGGCAGAUCCUCUUCAGCCAGCUGAUCCUCCUUGUCAAUAUGGUAGACAGCGAGAGUGAGGAGGCUCGGCCUCUGCACACUAGGUUUGACGUCGGCUCUGUGUACCGGCGGUUGAUCGAUGCUCUUAGGAGGCUGGAACAUCUGAGGUGGAUGACAAAGACGGAGCUGAGCGUUUCACCCUCAAAGAGCCGGUCAGGCUCUUCGUCACCAACGCUUUCCAAGCGCGGUCAGGACGAGAGUUACACCAGAACGGCGUUGGAGGAGUUGGCUGGUCACCUGUUUGGCCUGCCCGAGAGCAAUAAUAUGCCUCUGCUGUCUAGCAUCACAGAUCUUGUUCUCGACCUCUGUGCACCUACCAGCACAACUGUGCUCAACACCUGGCUUAUUCAGUGCUGGCUUCUUAAGGAGGGUCGACCAGAUCUUGCUCUCGAGCUCAUGCCAUUCGCCGAACAAGACCCCUUCUCAACGUAUGUUCAAGGCCGCGUCUUCCUUGCACUGAGGGACUACGACACUGCCGCUCAGCACUUCAGGAAGGCUGCCAUUGGGCUCAGCAUCCCGCUCAAGCACGUCGAUCGGCACAGCGCCGGCCUGCUUGACGACACCGAAUGGAACCUCCUUAACAGCGGCCUUCCAAACUACUACGCCCACAUUGUUAACUUGUACGAUAAGCAAAAGGCGUACUCGUACGUCAUGGAGUUCUCCCGGCUCGCCCUGCAGUUUGCCCAGACUAGCAACCAGGACUCUGCAAGCAUCAAAACAGAGAUGCUCAGCCGGCUCUUCACGGCAUCUACUGCCACUUCCCACUUCGAGGAGGCCCACUCGGCGCUGCUCGCCAUGGAUGAUGAAGCCCUCCAGAAAUCGUACCUGCGCAAGCUGCUCGAGCGGAUGUGCGAAUCCGGCCAGAGCAGCGAGCUCAUCAGCCUGCCUUUCUCGGGUCUGCAGAACAAAGUCGACGAGAUUUUGGCCGAGAAGUGCCGCGCCACGCGGGACGUGCUCAACGGCGUGCCUUAUCACCAGAUCUUGUAUGCCUGGCGCAUUAGCCACAAUGAUUACCGAGGAGCGGCGGCAAUCUUACUCGAUCGGCUGGAGAAGCUUCGUCGCUCGGGCGAGGGCGAUAAGCUUGGUGCCGAGGAUGGCGAAAACGGAGCUGGCAAUGAUGCCUUGGACACUCAGGUCACCCGCCAGUAUUUGAUCGUCAUCAACGCGCUGAGCUGUGUCGCCCCGCAGGAGGCUUACAUCCUUGAGGAUGUGCCACCUCCAGUUCCUGGGAAGGGCACCAACGACGAGGAGUAUUCCCAGACCGGCAGCAAGCGCAAGCUAGGCAAGCUCAACGCCACUAGCGGCGAGGAAGACCUCGACAGCCGGAUCGAGGAGCUCGCCCGCUUGCUGGACAGCGAAAGCGCCGGGGACAAGAAAGCCAGGCCUUCCUCGUCGAGUGAGGAGGAUCAGCAGCUGCUGGAAAGGAUGCAAAAGUUCUCGACAGCAGUGCGCCAAGAACAGGGCCAACAGACGCCUAGGAGGUUGCUCCGACUGGAGGAUCUGCGUAAGCAGUACCAGCAAGAGCUGGAUCGGAUUGUGGCGAUCCAGAACAACCAGUUUGCGCUGACGGCAGAUGGGGAGGAUGAGGAUGAGGACAUGAUGGAUAUCGCAUGA